Talaromyces rugulosus is the source of this 366-nucleotide messenger RNA. RefSeq lists its product as uncharacterized. Lineage: Eukaryota; Fungi; Ascomycota; Eurotiomycetes; Eurotiales; Trichocomaceae. The coding region runs from base 1 to 366 and encodes 121 amino acids. The transcript is spliced from 3 exons. The record is from RefSeq and is a predicted model, not a curated record.
AUGCCUGUCACCCAUGUCGUCAUGUUCAAGUUCAAGAACGACGUGCCUCCCAAAGAAAUCCAGUCUAUAGUCAGUCGCAUGCUCGAUCUAAAAAACCAGUGUCUUCAUCCGGGAACAUCCAGGCCGUAUAUCAUAUCCUUAAAAGGAGGCCGUGAGAACUCUAUCGAAGGGUUACAGGUAUCAGACGAUUUCAUCAGCUCCUAUACCGAAAACAGCGCGACCCAUAUCUUUACGAUGGAUUUUCAGACCUCUGAGGAUCGAGAUUACUACGUCAGAGCGGACCCUGCCCAUUUAUUAUUUGUCCAGAGCAUCGGAUCGGUUGUGGACAAAGUUCAAGUUGUUGAUUUUGCGGCGGGGGUUUGGUGA